Messenger RNA from Alnus glutinosa, 2520 nucleotides. RefSeq names its product disease resistance protein At4g27190-like. Bases 150 to 2378 code for a protein of 742 amino acids. Gene Ontology annotation, molecular function: ADP binding. The record is from RefSeq and is a predicted model, not a curated record. The transcript is spliced from 2 exons. NCBI's taxonomy places the organism in Eukaryota, Viridiplantae, Streptophyta, Magnoliopsida, Fagales, Betulaceae.
CCAGAUAUGGCCCAAAACCAAGUUAAGAAAUGGAAAUAAUAUAUAUAUAACCUUCAUUUUCUUUAGGGUUUCUCACUUUCUCCUCUGCCUACAUCUCUUCCACCAGCCAACUAUCGGUACCACCACGAUCCCCCCUGAUAUCAAGAGGCAUGGAAGUGGUGGCUUCGGUUGUUGGUGAAGCAGUGGUAGCAACUGGCCGGGUUCUCUGUGGCUCUAUCUAUUCUAUGAUCAAGGACAUUGUCAAAUUCCAAUCAAACCUUGACAUUUUGGACAAGGAGAUGAAAGGCCUCUUGGCUGUCAAAGAUAAAGUGAAAAAUGAAACAGAAAUAGCUGCGCAAGAAGGAAAAGCACCAGUUACAAAGUGGCUUGAGGAGGUUGAAAAGCUUAUGCUUAAAGUCAAUCAGAUUCAAACGGUAAAGCUUUCUCGACGGUCCUUGAAUUGCAGUAAACGGUAUAGAAUAAGCAGAGAAGUGGCAAAAAAGCUCAAAGAGAUAGAAGACCUCCUAAAAGCUGGGAGUUCACAUUCUGGUGUUGUGGUUGGGAAUCAUUCAAUGCCCAGAGCAGUGGAGCACAUUCCUGGACCAACAAUUCAAGAUCAAACAACUUCAUCAAAGAAUUUAGCCAAAACUAUGACUUUAUUGUCUGAUGAUGAAGCCCGUAGGGUCGGUAUUUGGGGUAUGGGUGGGGUAGGCAAGACUACGUUGGUAAGAAACUUGAACAAUAAACUCAAGAGUAUUUCUUCAAUUCAGCCUUUUGGCAUCGUCAUAUGGGUUACCGUUUCCAAGAACUUGGACAUGAAAAGGGUCCAGACACAAAUAGCUCAAAGAUUGAAUUUGAGGGCAAAAAUGGAAGAGAGCCUAGACCGAAUGGCUAUUCGACUUUAUCAAAGACUGGAGGAAGAAGAAAAAUUUCUACUCAUUCUAGAUGAUGUUUGGAAGAAAAUUGAUUUGGACAGUUUGGGUGUCCCACAACCUGAAGUUCAUAAGGGUUCUAAGAUCAUAUUAACAUCUCGAUCUUUGGAUGUUUGUAGGGACAUGAUGACCGAUGUUGAAGUUAGAGUGGAAGUUUUAAAUGAUGACGAAGCUUGGCAAUUGUUUAGUAAAAAUGCAGGGAAUGUGGUUAGUUUGGAACACAUUGGACCAAUUGCAAAAGAAAUUGUUAGAGAAUGUGGUGGAUUGCCUUUGGCCCUCGUCACCAUGGGAGCUGCUAUGAGAAAAAAGAGAAAGGUCGAGCAGUGGAAGCAUGCCUUAAAUGAAUUGCAAAGACCAGUGUCUUGUCCACCACACAUCGAGUAUAAGAUCUAUAAUCCAUUGAAGUGGAGUUACGACUCAUUAGAAGAUGAAAAUAUAAAAUUUUGUUACCUGUAUUGCUCUUUGUUUCCCGAGGACUUCUCAAUUGCAAUAAGUGAACUCGCACAGUGCUGGCUUGCAGAAGGUUUGCUAGUUGAAGAAGAAAACUAUGAGGAUUCAUUCAAUAGAGUAAUUGUUUUGAUUGAAAAUCUGAAGGAUUCUUGUUUGUUGGAAGAAGGUGCUCGUGAGGACACUGUAAAGAUGCAUGACGUUGUUCGUGAUGUUGCUAUAUGGAUUGCGUCGUCUGAAGAUGGAUGUAAAUCCCUUGUUCAUUCAGGGAUUGGCUUGAGCGAAAUGUCAGUUGACAAGUUAUCAUAUUCUCUCAAAAGAGUUUCGUUCAUGAAUAACAAGAUAAUAAGGCUGCCAGAUUGUGUAGUACAAUGUUCAGAGGCCUCCACUUUGCUACUACAAGGUAAUCAUCCCCUUGACAGAGUUCCUGAGAGAUUUCUGCAAGGAUUUGAAGCACUUAGAGUCCUGAAUAUGAGUAGAACCCGCAUCCACUCAAUGCCUCUUUCUCUACUUCAACUUGGUGAACUUCGUGCUCUUCUUUUAGGGGGUUGCUACAAUCUCAAAGAAUUACCCCCGCUGGAAGGGCUUAGUAGACUUCAAGUGCUUGACCUCUCUGCCACUCGUAUCAGAGAAUUGCCGAGAGGGACGGAAAACUUGUGCAACUUGAAGCAACUGAACCUAUCCCAAACUGACUACCUAAAAACCAUUCAAGCUGGAGUUAUAUCUUGGUUGUCUUGUUUAGAGGUUCUGGAUAUGACACCGAGUGCUUAUUGUUUCGGUGUGAAGAGAGAUGUACAAGAGGAAAUGGCAUGUUUUGAAGAGCUAAAAUGCCUUGAUCGAUUACUUGUCCUCUACAUCAGAUUGGAGAGAAUCCCAUAUUUCAGCGACGAAGAUCUUUCCUGGAUAGAUAGAUUAAGACAAUUGCACUUUUCGAUUGGCCCAAUGGGGAAAUUCUUACCAACUAGACAUGAAAAAAGGGUAGUGUCUAUCAGGUGUCUUGAUCUUUCUUUAGAAGAAUGAAUUGGGCCAUUGUUGAGUCAUGCAAGUUCUAUCAACUUAGAUAAUUGUUUGGGACUGAGUGAUAUGCUAGAAGACUUGGUCAUUAACAGUGCUGGCAGCUUUGCUGGUUUAAAAUCUCUUACUAUUGAGAGCUGUAGCGGCA